This is a messenger RNA of Prunus mume (Japanese apricot), 1861 nucleotides long. RefSeq lists its product as uncharacterized. The record is from RefSeq and is a predicted model, not a curated record. Gene Ontology annotation, molecular function: lipid binding. Lineage: Eukaryota; Viridiplantae; Streptophyta; Magnoliopsida; Rosales; Rosaceae.
UUUUGCUUCUUCUGAUUCCUUUCUCACGUUCUUUUGUUUACUUGCCGUCGUAAGGCUCUCCUCAUUUUCCUCCACCAAUUCUCAGUGUAAGCCAUUGAAACGACACCGUCACAUGAAUCCCGAACCAACUCCUUCUUCCCGCCUCUCAUGUCCCCCACGUCAAUAAGCAUCCCUUCUGAUAUUUCCCUUCUGGGUUUUAUAAUUUUCUUCCAUAUCCUCAAGGGUCAAGCUUUUCCUUCUGCUUGACUAUUUAUAUUUGCAUUUGUUGAAGUUGACAUUGAUCAUCGUCUAGAACCCAAUUACCAAAAUUUUGAAAAAGUAUGCUGCUUUCGUUGUAAUUUUCUUUUUUCUUUGGUAUGGCUUUGAUUGAGGCUUUGCCUGAAUUAUUGGAAAGACCAGCAAAUACAAUGGAGUACACAGGUUUGAUGGUGUUUCUAUGUCCUAUAUGGAUGGUCUUACUCGUUGGUGUUGUGAUCGGAUGGUCGUGGAAACCCAAGUGGGCACCUUUUGGGAACGGCAAGGACAAAUUCGGCUGCUCUGUUUCUAAAGGCUUCGAUUUUUCGUUGCCUUCUUCGCCGUCCCGGUCGUUAAUGUCCCCAUUAAAAGGCUUUUCAUCGGCUCCGUGCUUGAAUUCGUUUGACUUGGCUUCCCAAGGUUGUGAAGCCUUGUUCAUGGAUAGGGGAUUUGAGAGAACAACUUCUGCUUCACCUUCCGAAUUUGAUGAGGGCAGCACAUCGCAGCUCAAUGAAGAGAAGUCUAAUGUAGUGACAGAGGAGGACUUAGACCUUUUAUGCACGCUAGUAGAUAUGAAAGAUGGAGGUCCUACUUGGAUACAGAUGAUGGAACGUUCCACUCCAACUAUGAACUACCAAGGCUGGUGUAGGGAUCCCGAGAUUGGUCCUCCUCAAUAUCGUAGCAGAACUGUCUAUGAGGAUGCAACACCUGAGAUAGUAAGGGACUUUUUCUGGGAUGAUGAGUUUCGAUUAAGGUGGGAUGACAUGCUUAGGCAUUCGACAACGAUAGAAGAGUGCCCUACCACGGGAACCAUGGUGGUACAGUGGAUACGGAAGUUCCCGUUGUUCUGUAAAGACAGAGAAUACAUAAUAGGUCGUCGAAUUUGGGAAUCUGGAAGGUUGUAUUAUUGCGUGACAAAGGGAGUACCCUAUGCCUCUAUUCCAAGGAAUGACAAGCGAAGACGCGUUGACUUGUACUACUCAAGUUGGUGCAUUCAAGCAGUGGAAUCAAGAAGAGCCAACGGCCAGCUGACGGCAUGCGAGAUUCUACUCUUUCAUUAUGAAGAUACGGGUAUUCCAUGGGAUAUUGCAAAACUUGGAAUACGAAAAGCAAUGUGGGGGACCGUCAAGAAGAUCGAGGCUGGCUUACAUGCCUACCAAACAGAAAGAGCUUUAGGACUGCCACUUUCUCGGUCAGCCUUCAUGGCUCAGAUCAACACCAAAAUACAUCCGGAGUACCUGAAAGCCUCAGGAGACACCGAGGAUUCAUCACAGACUGAGGUGGUGACUGUAUCUGGCAAAGCUACGCGUAGGCACAUACCGAAGCUCCUAAUAUUUGGUGGGACCAUAAUCCUUGCUUGCAUUCUUAAUCGAGGGCUCUUGAUGAAGACAUUGGUAUUUGGGGUAACCAGAAGGUUUGCAAAGGAAAACUACAUUGGAGGAGGAGAUGAUCAUAUUUCAUGAAAUAUGUACAGGUGGAAGAUGUAAGGACAUAUCUUCUUAUGCUGCUUAGCUGCAGGGGUAAGGGGAGCUAACGAGCCACCAAGGUUUCAAAGGAGUCCAACCCGUCAAAUUGGGGUGCCAACUUUAGCAUCUGAGUGGUGGUGUUCAGCUCCACCUUCGGUUUU